Messenger RNA from Cololabis saira (Pacific saury), 4358 nucleotides. RefSeq names its product polycystin-1-like protein 2. Bases 65 to 3313 code for a protein of 1082 amino acids. Gene Ontology annotation, biological process: detection of mechanical stimulus. The record is from RefSeq and is a predicted model, not a curated record. Gene Ontology annotation, molecular function: protein binding; calcium channel activity. The transcript has 23 exons. Lineage: Eukaryota; Metazoa; Chordata; Actinopteri; Beloniformes; Belonidae. Gene Ontology annotation, cellular component: membrane.
CUCACUUACUUGCUGGUUCGGCCACAGUUCCAGCAGCAUCAUAUGCUUUUUACCUCUGCACAUUAUGUCAAGAAUGACCAUGUUACUCCAGAUCUCUGUUUUUUUGUGGAUUUCAGUUGAAUGUUCAUCUGUACCUCAAAAGUCUGAGGCCUCUCUGAGCAGUAACCUGCCUGCCUGGUGUGAAUUUGUUUCAAGAAAUGUCUGUUUUGAGUUUGUUAGAAAUCCGAAAACCUGGUGUCAAGCCAGAAGCAGCUGUGAAGAGAAAGGAGGGAAGCUUUUGGAGGUGUUGGACAACUCUGAUCAAUUUUUCAUGGGCAGCAUGACCAGAGAGAGCAACACCAGCAACUUCACCUGGUGGAUGGGCGAAAGGGGCCAAAUCGACAAUGGCCAUAUUUCCAGGGACUCCUGCAGAUACAUAAAACUGAAUCCUCUUCAGCUCCUAACAUCUGACUGCAGCGAGAAACGCGGCUUCCUCUGCACGUACAGCUUAACAUCUUCACCAAGCCGAAAGAAAACAUUUGUCUCCAGUAAUGCACCCAGAUCCCGACUCAGAAGGAACAUAGACGAUAUGGGUGAUAAUGUUGGACAAAUUGAAAAACUUCUCAAGGCUGCAGAUGGAGAACUGCGACGAAUGGAGCAGACAGAAGGGGAGCCGACAGAUGACAACAGGAAAGAUUUUCUUCGGCAUUUGUUGGAAGGGACAAAACAAUUGACCCCAGAAUUUGCUUUAGAAAAUGAAGAAAUAGUCCAAUCCAUUGUGAACUGUAGCACUGGAAUCCUGCGACUUUCACAAACAAAAUGUGAUAUUGAAACCAACCCAAACCCUAAAACUUUGUUUGAGGAUACCUUUGAGAUUAUUCGGGCAGUUUACCUGCUGGUGGGUACAGAAAAUUCUGUCACCAAGUAUGACACGAGCACAGUCUAUCAGAGAGUCCAAGAACCAUCCGCCCUCGGCUCUACAGUGCUGGGUUCAGAGGAGGAUGGCGAGUAUAUUAAACUCCCUUCUUAUUCAGCAAUGGCGUCCUACCUUCAGCAGUACGACAAGGUCGUCGCACAGAUGGCUACAUUCAACAAUAAUCCCCAUCCCUCUGAUGACAACAUAUCAGGAAUUGUUUGCAAUAUUAUACUUAGUGAUGGAAAGUCGGAUAUAAAGAUGCAAAACCUGACAGAGAAGAUUGAGAUCUUUUUGCACCGUCCAAAUGCUUCAGCAUUGUUGAGCAACACUGUUGAGUUGGAGAAAUACACAAAAUCUCUUACCAGGCUGAACGUCUCAGACCAUCAGAUGACCAUUGUCUUUGACGUGGAGCCCAGUCUCAAUGUGUCGCUGUCUCUUUUUCUGUCUCAUACCUCACCCCCCACCUCUACACAUUUCACCAAAAAAACCGUCUUGAGCCACAAAGGAGGCUAUCGCUGGAUGAUAACCCCAGAGAUGUUAAAUGGGACUUCAGGGGUCUGGUAUGUUGACACCAGACUAGACAAUUACACACAGGAAACAAGCGUGAAACUAACAAUCACCUCUUUCAUGGGGAAGUGUCUGUACUGGGACACAGACAAGCUGGAGUGGAGAACUGAUGGCUGCAUGGUGGGAGAUAAAAGCACUCCGGAGAUGACGCAGUGCUUGUGUAACCACCUCACCCUCUUCGGGAGCUCCUUCUUUGUGAUGCCAAACUACGUUGAUGUGUCCCGCACCGCAGAACUGUUUGCCACCGUUACUCAGAACUACGUGGUGCUUGCCCUGCUGUGUGCUUUCUUCAGCCUCUACCUGAUCACACUGUUCUGGGCCUGCUAUGCUGACCGCAGGUCGCGCUCCAAGAGGAAGAUGACUCUUCUGGACGACAAUCACCUUGGAGCUCAGUACAACUAUCUGAUCUGUGUCCAAACUGGCCAUCGCAAGAAUGCAGGGACUUCUGCUAAUGUCACAGUGAAACUGAUUGGCUCAGAAGGAGACAGUACCACGCAUAACCUCACCGAUCCUGACAAGCCUGUGUUUGAGAGGGGGGCUACCGAUAUCUUCCUGUUGGCCACCCCCUUCCCGCUGGGCGAAAUGAAGAACCUCCGGCUGCAGCACGACGGCUCUGGAGGUCACGCAUCCUGGUUUAUUAAGAAGGUAACGAUACAGGACCUUCGCACUCGAAACGUGUGGCAUUUCUUCUGUGACUGCUGGCUGAGUGCUGACAAAGGAGACGGCUUGAUCAAGAAAACCUUCAAUGCUGCAAAAAGCAACGAGAUCGCCAGCUUCAGGAAUAUUUUCCAGACCCGAACGUUGACCGGUUUUAGGGAUGAACACAUCUGGGUGUCCAUCGUGGAUCCUCCCUCGCGUAGCCCCUUCACCCGGGCUCAGAGGGUUUCCUGCUGCAUGAGCUUACUUCUCUGCACCAUGGCCAUCAAUAUCGCCUUCUGGAACAUCCCCUUGGAUGAGAACUCACGAGUCAUCUUUUCAUUAGGGUCCCUGCAGAUCACAUGGCAGGAGAUCAUGGUUGGGGUGCAGAGUGGCCUCCUCAUGUUCCCCAUCAACAUCCUCAUCAUCACCAUCUUCCGAAGCAUCAGACCUCGCGUGGUAUCAACAUCUAAGAAAGACGUUCCUGCAGAGACCUUUAAACUCCCCCAAGUUAACCUGUCAAAUGUGCUGAAGGAAAUAGAGGAGAUUAUUUCCCUGUUGGGCAUGAGUCCAAGAAACAAGAUGCAUGAGACGUUCAAGCUGGAGUCCUCCGCUGACCUCUGCCCUGCCUUGGACAGGGUGCACGACUUCCUCCGCUGUAUGCAAGGUGAGGCUGAGAGUGACAACCACUGGUUGUUCUGCAGCAAGUUCAUCCUGUCCGGUCUCUGCCACCUCCUGAUGUGCCUGAAGAAACUGGAUGGGAAAAACUUCACGAAUGAGCAAGAGUACCAGUAUGCCCUCCACACCACCAACACGCUGGUUCUCAAGGCUGAGAUGGUCCUCAGCUACCACCUGUCCAACUGCCCCCCUCCUGUGAUGAGGGAGAAGAAGACCUCUUCAGGCUGCCGGCUGCCCUGGUGGUUUGUGUUCCUGGGGUGGUUUCUCCUGCUGUCCAUCAGUGCCAUUUCCACAUACUUCACGCUUUUGUACGGUUUUGAGUACGGCAAAGAAAAGUCCAUCAAAUGGGUGAUGUCUCUGGGCCUCUCCCUCUUUGAGAGCAUCUUCAUACUGCAGCCUCUCAAGGUGAUCGGCCUUGCUGUGUUUUUUGCUCUGCUGCUGAAACCUGUGGCUCUGGAGGAGACUGAAGAAGUGGAGCAAGUGCUGUUAGAGCAGCGAGACAGGUGCAGGCUGUACACGGACAGGGAGACGCUGUGAGGACGCAGCAGUCGGAGGGGAGGGGUCCUCCAUCCUCUCAGUGAAAACCUUCAUCAUGACGCCUCCUCACUUCCUCCACCUUUGUUUCACUUACUGAAGGGUUGACCUUAUCAUGAUCUAAUUAGAUUCUGGUGUUUAGAUACAGAGUUUCAGGUUUCAGUAGAGGUGAUUCAAAGUAAAUGGGGAAUUAAAUAACUAUUCUUGUAUGUAAACAUAUCUAUAAUGAUGUAGGUGUAAAAAGAAAUAUUUGCUUUUAAAGAGCUUGUUCAUUUAAUGUUAAUGUUAGGAAAAUUAACCCAAUAUAUUUACAGAUUAAAGAGGCACUGAUGCAUCUAAACAUCCAACAACUGUUUAACCUGUUUUGAGCUUUUUGAGCUAUUUUGAGAGUUAAAAAAACAGUUUUAAUCCAUCAAAGUAACUCUAAUCCGCUGAUCCUGGAAUCUACAGUGUGAUUUUAGUAAUAAGUUGCCAGAAUCAGUGUCUUUUUUAUCUGAAGUUUCAUUAUUAUGAACUUAUCUUUCAUUUUGGUGUGAUAGUUUGAAUGAAGAAGCUCUUAAAUUAAACAGGCGGCUCUUGCGUCAUUAGCAAAUAAGUCUUUGCAGCUGGGAACUUUUAAAACAUGGUGAUCAGCAUUUAAAGAGUGAAAGCAUCUGAGCGAGUGACAGGCAGCGGCGGAUGGUAAAUGAACCCACACUUGAGAGGACAAGUGAAAAGGAACACUUAUGUAAUCACACAUAUGGGAGCUAAUGGUUAAUUGAUCACUUUUUUCAUUUUAGUGCCGUCACUGUAAUACAUGCUGAAAGUGCAUGUUUUGCCUCUUCAUCAUUCAUGGCCUCUUCUGUGAGACUCAGUCUGUCCUCCCCCUGAAUGAUUUAUGUGAAGGCCUGACUAUGUGUUAAGUUUGGGUUUUGGGCUUAGAAAUACAGGAGAUGUAGUCCAGCAAAGACUUUUGACUGAGUUUUUGUGCUUUCAUUUCAAUUAUAAAUUAUUUAGCUAUUGAUACUUUGCUUGAAUCUCAAUAAAUGUAUCUAUUUUUAAAGUUCAA